Messenger RNA from Argiope bruennichi, 5593 nucleotides. RefSeq names its product peptidoglycan recognition protein-like. Lineage: Eukaryota; Metazoa; Arthropoda; Arachnida; Araneae; Araneidae. Bases 219 to 875 code for a protein of 218 amino acids. Gene Ontology annotation, biological process: peptidoglycan catabolic process; innate immune response. The record is from RefSeq and is a predicted model, not a curated record. The transcript has 5 exons. Gene Ontology annotation, molecular function: N-acetylmuramoyl-L-alanine amidase activity; zinc ion binding; peptidoglycan binding.
AUGAAUCAGAUGUCAAAUUUGAAACGGAAAUUCAAAAUUGCUUUCACACGAAGUGAUUGCCGAAUAUUUUGGAAAAAAACUGUAAAAUAAAAGAAAGUGAUUAGUUAUAUGAAGCGAGAAGAAUUUUUCAAUCAAAAUUAUAAUGGUCAGGUUUCUUAUGAUAGAAAGAAAUCUGCAGUGGUGUAUAUAAAACAGCCCGGAAAGUAAUUCUUUGCAAAAUGAAGCUGUGGCUGUCACUUUUCGCUUUGACGUUUCUUCUGACUAUAAAUGUAGGGACUUCACAGAAAGAUGACAUGUACAACUGUGAAGAUGUGAACAUCGUGACGCGUGAGCAGUGGCGGGCAAGGAACGCCAUGCGAAACAGAAGAAUCCAUCUUCCCGUGAACCACAUCGUCAUGCUCCAUACAGUCACCAAGUUUUGUAGGUCUCGACAGCAGUGCUCCAGGGCCGUUCAGUUCAUCCAGGAUCUCCACCUGGACGAUAGAGGGUGGUGGGAUAUCGCCUACAACUUCCUUGUCGGUGGUGAUGGAAAUAUCUACGAGGGAAGAGGAUGGCUGAAUACCGCAUCCUUCGCCAUGUAUUACAACUACAUUUCCUUUGGCAUCGCAUUCAUCGGCAACUUCAACAAAGACAGGCCAACGGAAGCGAUGGUGAAUGCCACCCAGAAUUUGAUCAAAUGUGGCAUCAAGAAGGGUUAUAUUUCACCGACUAGUGAAAUCCAUGGCCACAGAGAUAUUACUUGCACCGAAUCUCCCGGAGACAACCUGUACGCCGUAAUUCGCAACUGGGACAACUUCAAAGGAGGGCGUCUUCCGAAUUAUUACUGCAACAAAUUGGGGCCUCCAGAUGCCAACAGGGAUAUCGUCAAUGAGUGAUUUCUGCGGCAUUUUGUUGGAACAUCAUUAGCGAUUUUGCAUGAAAAAACUGGACUGAAAUUAAAUUAGCGAACUUUACAGAAAGGCAGUCAGAAAAAUCUUUGCAUAGUUUACUAAUUUAUCCAUUUUAAUUCUCGCUUCCCAUGAAAUUCAUUACUUUAAAAAUAUACAUAGUAAAUUUCUUGAUCACAAGUGAUUUCAGAUAUUACCUAUAGAUUAUUUCUGAAAUCAUUAAAAAUUAAAUAUAUAAGAGUAUGACGAUAUACUAGUAUCUUAAUAUUACAGAUUGUAAUAAUACUGUAUUUGGGGAAUUUUGCACAUAUUUUGGCUGUUGUAAUUUUAGAAGAAGCGAUAUUUAAAAGCAACAUUUAUGUUUGCCCAAUAAUAAUGUUAACUUUAUGGAAAAAAAAUAUUUCAUAAUAAUUAUAAUAAUAAUAAAUUAUGCUUUGCAUUCUUUUUCACGUGACAAACAAUGAAAACAUAUUUCCUAUCAUCAUAUUACGUCCCAAGUGUAGUGGAAGUUUAUUUUCCACCUUCCAAUGAUAUCUCAUCAGUCAUAAGAAACUUUUUCUACUUUCUAAUAACAGGCCUUAAGUAACCUUAGCAGUACACAAAUACUGUAUAAUAUUGUAUGACAUUGAUCAAUAUUCACAAAAUUGUAUAAUAUUGAUUAAUGUCAUAUAAUAUCGCAAAAUAUUGUACAAUAAUGCACAACAGGCUGUACUAUCUGGGAAUGGGAUAUCACUCUCUAAAUAAAUCCCCUAGAACAUGAAAGAUUACUUCCCCCUUUUAGGGAUAUCCCAUGGGGGACAUGAAGUAUAUUUUCUUCCAUAAAUAAUUUUUGAAAAUGAAAUUAUUAUUUUGAAUUAAUGAUUUAUUUAGACAAAUGGAUUUCUUCUUUAAAAUUAAAAAACAAAAAAAAAAAAUAAUAAUUCAAAAGAAAAAUUUUAAAUAGUUUCAAAAUUGUCUAAUUUUAUCUAAUAAUUGUAUUUCUUUUUCGAAUUAAUUCUUUAUUCUAAAAAUCUAUCCAUCAUCACUAAAACCAAAAAUUUAUUUAAAUUAUUUAAUAGCUUACUUUUAUUUUUGAAAGUUGAAUAAAUUAGUAUUGAAAUCUGCACAUCUGGAGCUAUAAAUUCUCAAAUAUUUGAAUAGGUUUUUUUUUUUGUUUUGUUAUUGAAGUGAAACUGUGCAAAUAAUUUUCUGACCAGUACUUUGCAUUACUUAGUUGUAUAUAUUUUUAAGGUGCUAUAUUGUUUUUAUCACUUGUUUAUUUCUUCGUGCUGUUAAAUCAUCAAGCUUUGUUCGUCAGAAAUUAUUUUCUUAAAACUUUUUUGUCUUUCAAGAGAGUGAGAGUUUUGGACUGAAAAACAAGUUUGCAUUUCGAACAUUUCAUAUAUUUUACCUAGCACAAAAGAGGGGCUUAAUUCUAAAUGAUAUAUGUAUUUCCUAAAUGUUGCUAAGUAAUCUAAUAAUUAUUUUAAUUGUGUUUAUUCAUUCCCUUUAGUUGCUUAGCAACGUACAUGUGUUCAGAGCGCCAUCUAUUGGUAACCAAAUGUUUUAAGCAUAUAACAUAACAUAGCAUUAUUAGAAAGCAGUAGGAUAGGAUGGGUUUGGGAUUUCGUGAAUAGAAAUUUUAUCAAAUCCUGAUACAAAAUAAUUUGAACCUUAUUAAAUUAAAUUAUUAUCAUUUUUCAAUUCAAUUAAAUUUAAUUUUAAAUAUUAGCAGUCGAAUUUUUUAGUUUAUUAAAAAGUUUACUAAUCGCCAACAUAUUAGCUUAUUAAAACCUGUGAUUAUUGGUUUCUUAAAAGCUAUAAAUUUUUCUAUAUUUUCGUUUAAAUCAAUGAUUAAUGAAAUGCUAGCAAGGUAAUAGAUUCUACUACUUUUAUUUUGUUUCAGCGUAGGGGGAAAAAUGUUACUUUCAAAAUUUUCAGUAUUCUUUUUUUAAAUCCUUUUUCAUCCCACAAAAAUCAGUACUUAGAGAAAUUUUUUCUGAUAUCUCAUUUUUUAAUCAAUGUAUAUUCUAUUUAUUUUAAUAUUAUUUUUAAAUUUUGAUAUUUCAUGAUGUUAAUAGAUUAAUGGCAUAUUUUUUGUAAAAAUUAUAUUUUUUAUGUUGGUUAUACUGAACCUGAUAUGAAAAUAUUCUUUUUUAAAUCAUAUGACCAUUAACAUUCUUUUAUUCGCUAGAAAAUUAAGUAACUUUAUUGCCACAAAAAUUGAAACGGUUAGAUAUUUGUAUCGUUUCUCUUAUAUUUAGAUUAGGCAUUAAUAUCUGUUGAAAACACUGCUGACAUGUGUUGAGUAUUUUUGUUAAAAAUCUUGUUUCAUAAAUUAUGGAAUAUCAUUAAUAAAAAGAAAGUUUUUUUAAAUUUCCCUUAUAUUAUGUUUAUACUAAACCUGAACUGAAAACGAUUUUAUAAAAAAAAUCAAAAUAUCAUAUGCCUUUAUCAUUUUCUAGAAAAUUAAUUAAUUUUAUUGCUACAAAAAUUGGUAGAUAUUUUUAUCGUAUGGGUGAAUAUAUUUAUAUUGAAAAUGGGUAGAUAUUUUUAUCGUUUCUCUAUAUAUUUAGAUUAGGCAAUAUUUUCUGUUCAAAUCACUGUUGGCUUGUGUUGAGCAUUUUUAUUAGAAGACUUGUUUUAUUAGAAAAAAUGUCAGAAAUAAAAAAAAAAGUUUUUUUUUUUUUUUUACGUUUUGCUUUAUAUUCUGUUCAUUGUUAAAUUAAAUUGUCUGCAUAUAGAAAACUAUAAGCGACUGCAUAACUGUUUGAUGACGUAAUGUGUUUAUAUUUGGCUUAGACCAUAGGGUAAAACUGCUAAUGUUUUUUUUUUUUAAUUUUAUGUAAUUCAAUAAAAUGAAACAAUUUUUUAAAAAAAGAAACAAGACAUAUAUUUGUUAGACAGGAUAUCGGUUUUUGACGUCUAAAAAUUUUUUUUUGAUAAAUGAAAUACAUUUAAAUAUGACAGGAUUGUAUUCAGAACUGUAUAUUACAGUGUAAUAAUAUCUUUAAUUUUUUUAUGUAUUGUCCACUUCACCUUUGACUUCAAAUAAGUGGAAUUUUCUGCUAUUCUUUGAACCCAAUGCAUUGGAAAUUAAUUAUGAAUAGAAAUUAAUGGAAUGUCUUUAAACAAAAUUGUUCUUUACUCAUCCAAAAUUCUAAUUUUAUAUAGUGAUAACGAAUUUCUUGACAGAAAUGUAUGCAUCGCCAUUUUGACAAACCGAUGACGCAGUAACAGUAAAGCAUAUAAUAAAAAAUGUCAUUAAAUAGAAUACGUUAAUGUCUGUCUUAUAGAUAUUAAAAUCUACCGGUAAAAGUGAUAAUAGUGGUAAUUUACCGACAAAAUGAUUAAUCAAUUUAUCACAUUGACCGGUGAUUAUUAAUAAUAACUGAUUAAUCACAAUGACGAUAUGAUACAAUGAUUAGUAUUUUUUAUAUAUAUAAUUCAUUCAUUUUAUUUUAUCUGAUUUUAAUGCGCAAUAUAAUAAGAUUAUUAUAUGUUAUAAAUUAUUAAUUUUUGAGUUUCGAUUUUUUCUUGUGAGUUUUUUAUUUUUGUUUAAAAGAGUAGAUUUCUGUUAAAGAAAUCGGAAGUAAGAUGUGCUAGAAUAACACACUGCGUUUAUAGAGUUUUGCAUUUAUUGAAGAUAUGCAUUUAUAAAUUAUUAAAUAAAAGAAUUUAAUGUGCAUUAUAAUAAAGUGUUCAAAUUUAUAUAUAAAUGAAGAAAUAUAUUAAAUGGCUUGGAAGUUUUAAAUUCUGUACAUAUUCCAUGCAUAUAACAAUUAAUUUGUAAAUUUUUAAAUCAAAGUUUGUCAAAUUAAGUCAUGACUUUUUAAUCAAAAUAUUCUUCACAUCUCUAAAAUGUUCUAGAAAAUUCAGUAGUCUUACUGCCACAAAAGUUUGAUUGACAGAUAUUUUUAGUAUGGCAUGUGCAGAUACAUAACAUAAACAUUAAACACACAUAAUUCCACAUGUUUUCUAACUUUAACUGCAUACUGUCGUAUGUCACUAAAGAUUAUUUGUUUCUUUUUAUAAUAUAAGUGGAACAAUUUCAUAUUAGCAUGAUUAAAUUUGAGCAUGAUAUUCAAUUGAAAAAUAUCAAAGAGCUUGCUGAAAAUCAAACUAAAAUUAUGUGAAAAAUAGGAAAUCCUAAACCGAGGUUUGAAUUAUUAUUCUCUGAUAUAUUUAUUUCUAUUAUUCUGUUUUAUUUUUAGCUGAUGUAAUUCUGUUUCCUUUUUUUUUGCCAUCUUUGAAAGAAUUAAUAUUAGCCUUCUGAAUGCUGCAAAAAUUGCUUAUUUUUUAUAUCAACGUAUUUAUCAUAUUUUUGUAACAACUCCAUCUAUAGACCAACAUUUUAUUUAAAAUCUAAAUGUUUGACAAAAUGCUUUAUUGCUGGUUAAACAUCGACUCAACUGGAUAAACUUUCAGAUAGAAGAAGCAAACAUAUUACCGGGUAUAUCGAGUAGUUUGUGAAUUAUGUUGCAUUUAUACUGCUCGUGAAAAUAGUGGAAUAAAUAAUCAGAGGGUUAAUAUAAAAAUACUAAUGAAUGCAUUGUAUUUUAUCAGAAUAUACGGUUCAGAAUAUUAUGCAAAUCUCUGAUAUUUCCAUUACAUGUUAUGAAAUGUACACUAUUUUAAAAUGAUUCAUGUGCCUAUUAUUAUCAAUGAAUUUUCUGUUUUAACAAUGAUUUAUGAAUGUAAAUAUUUGACAUUUUUUAUUUAUAAAU